AUGAACCUCAGAGACAUUAUGCUAAUUGAAGUAAGUCAGCUGCAGAGUGACAAGUACUCGGUGAUCCCGCUUAUAUUAGAUACAUGCGUCAGUCAGCUCUCGGAGAUAGAAGGGGAAUGGUGGUUUCCGAAGGCUUGGCGAGGAAGGAAUGAGGACUUAGGGGUAAAAGACCACUCCACACAUAACCAGUCCCACAAAUGGCACAGAAAUGGCAUCAAGAAACCCCGGUCACAGAGAUACAGAUCUCUUAAGGGGGUUGACCUCAAGUUCCUGAGGAACAUUCGCCUUGCCAAGAAGCACAACAAGAAAGGCCUGAAGAAAAUGCAGGCAAUGAAUGCUCAUGCUGAGGUCAUUAAGGUCAUUGUGAAGCCUAAGGCCAUUAAGCCCAAGAUGCCAAAGGACCCCAGCUGCAAACUCAGCAGGCUUGCUUUCAUUGCUCAUCCCAAGCUUGGGAAGAAAAUUCGAAGCUACAUGAUCAAGGGUUGUAGAGUCUGCCAACCAAAGCCCAAGGUGCAAACCAAGGCAGAGGCUGAAGCUCCAUCUGAGGCCCAGGCUUCAGCCCCAACUCAGGCUCCCAAGGGUACCCAGGCCCCUGUGAAGGCCCAAUAG
Molecule: messenger RNA, 609 nt
Organism: Acomys russatus (golden spiny mouse)
Lineage: Eukaryota; Metazoa; Chordata; Mammalia; Rodentia; Muridae
Product: 60S ribosomal protein L29-like
Exons: 2
Coding region: 1-609 (202 amino acids)
Biological process (GO): cytoplasmic translation
Cellular component (GO): cytosolic large ribosomal subunit; ribosome
Molecular function (GO): structural constituent of ribosome
Source: RefSeq, a predicted model, not a curated record